This is a messenger RNA of Ostertagia ostertagi, 195 nucleotides long. The record is from the annotation of a GenBank genome assembly. Lineage: Eukaryota; Metazoa; Nematoda; Chromadorea; Rhabditida; Trichostrongylidae.
AUGCCCGGAGAAGCCUCGGAAAGGGAAUGGUGGGUAGUCUACGAGAGAGAUGCCAUCGGCGGUAGACCCGGUGAAGAUGAUAAAAGAUGCCACCGAACGCGGUCAAGAGCCACGUGGAGGGAAUCAGAAGUCACCGCUGACCAUGUGACCGAGCUAGAUUCGGAAGAUGCAGAACAACAGUACGCCGAGGAGUAA